CCUUACUCCGCGUUGGGAGCUGUUACUGAACAUUUAACCAGGUUUCACUGAAAUUGAAGCAAGCUGCAGCGAUGCCUACGGUCUCUGCAGCCGCCCUAGCUACAAGGAAGAAGUCUUUUGCCAGUCUUCAUGAUGCAGUGAAAGCCAGUGAUGUGAAGGAGCUUGAGCUGAUGGUAAAAAAUGGAGCCAGCAUUAAUGAAGUUGAUCCCAUUCACAAAUUCACUCCACUGCAAUGGGCAGUACACUCGGAUAGUUUAGAGUGCCUGCAUUGGUUGCUCUGGCACGGUGCUGAUCUGACAGAUGUAACUUCCAGGGGCUGGACAGCAGCACACAUUGCAGCCAUCAGGGGUCACGAUGCCUGUAUGCAGGCCCUGGUAACAAAUGGUGCCAAUUUAACCGCAAAGGAUGAUAGAGGCUGUACUCCAUCACAUUUGGCUGCUGCCCAUGGACAUUCCUACACGCUUCAGACUAUUCUUCGCAGUGGUGCGGACACAAAUUCAACAGAUAAAACUGGUUGGAGGGGUGUCCAUUAUGCUGCUUUUCAUGGCAGGCUGGGUUGCUUGCAGCUUCUCGUCAGAUGGGGAGCAGAUGUAAAUGAAGUGGACCGUGAUGGCAAUUUACCAGUUCAUCUUGCAGCAAUGGAAGGACACUUGCAUUGCUUUAAGUUUCUUGUCUGCCAUGGAGACAGCGUGACCCAGAUACUUGGAGCCAGGAAUGAUCAAGGUGAAACCCCGAAGGAUCUUGCAAAGAGAUUCUGCAAGGAUGACAUCGUGCAGUACAUUGUAGCUGUGGAACAUGAACGAGAUCAUCCAGUAGAUCAAGAAAAUCUCGCAUUUCCAGCUCAUGUGAGUGCAUUCAAAGGAGAUCAUGAAACUCUGCGACAGCUAGUUGAAUCUGGAGUAAUUAACAUCAAUGAAAGAGAUGAUAAGGGCUGCACCCCCAUGCAUAAAGCUGCUGGGCAAGGACACAUUGGUUGCCUGCAAUGGCUCAUAGAAAUGGGAGCAGACCAACACAUCAGAAAUGAUGCUGGAGAGACACCACAAGAUGUGGCUAAGAGAUUUUCCCAGUUGGCAGCUGCUAAUCUUCUGAGUGGAGGCACAGAUGAUGAUUCUGUUGAAGAAUUGAGUAAAGACAAUCCCAACUUCUUUCGCCAACGUGGUGUAGAAGCAAGUACUGAUAAUCAGGACAACACUAACCUGAGUGCUGCUCAGAAGAGGGAAGCAAGGAUGAGGGCCUAUGAAAAAAUUGAAAAAUUUGAACGGUUAUUAGAAAUUGCAAAAAGCAACUACAGACAACUUGGAGGCAUGCUAGAGGAAGACCAUGUCCGGUGGAAGGAAGAGAAAGAAGCAGAAAGAAUGUUGCAGGAGUUGCAGAAUCAACUGGAGUAUGAACGUCUUCGCCGGGAGAAGCUGGAAUGUCAAUUGGAUGACUGUCGAGCAGAGAUAGGCCACCUAAAUCAGUGUCUGGGAAAACUGAAGACGUCUGGUGGCUCUGUGGAAGAAACUUUGGGAGAGCCUAUAAAAGGGAAACAAAAAGGAAAGAAGAAACAGGUGACCGAUUCUGGAGGUGUGUUUGUGCGACGUGUUCCUCUGACAAGGACAGUGCCAACCCCAGACCAUUUUGAUACUCCAGAAUCUUUUGCCAUAGGCACAUUCAAAUCUGUAACUAAAUCCAGACCAUAACAUUACCUGUACACAUAUUGGUCUCCCAUUGUGUCUGUUUAUAAAAAAAACUGACAACUGUCAUUAUACUAUUGUAUAAUGUGGGUGCCAAUUUUGUAACUAAUGCAAUUGCUGGUUGAUAAUGUUCUUUUUCUGAUUAUUUUACCCUUCUUGCGUGUAUCUUCAAUACCUGUUCCAUUUUUAAAUCAACAUUUUUACACUGGUUGUUUAGACAGUUUGGCUAAAAUGUUUUUGCUGAGUCAGAUUAAAUUGAGACUUCCUUAAAAUGGGGGGUUGGUACUUGCUUCUGGGAUUUCAGUUUCCAUUUCAGUUCAAUUCAGUUUCUGUUUUUCCUGCAGUUGUAGUGCAUGCUAAGGCUUGGUUAGCUCUCUCACAAACAGCACUCCCACCUUGCUGCUUCUAUUGGGCAGUAGGCAGUUUAAAUAGAACAUUACAGCACAGUACAGGCCCUUCGGCCCUCAAUGUUGUGCCAACCUGUCAUACCGAUCUCAAGCCCAUCCAACCUACACUAUUCCAUGUACGUCCAUAUGCUUGUUCAAUGACGACUUAAAUGUACCUAAAGUUGGCGAAUCUACUACCGUUGCAGGCAAAGCGUCCCAUUCCCUUACUACUCUGAGUAAAGAAACUACCUCUGACAUCUGUCCUAUAUCUUUCACCCCUCAAUUUAAAGCUAUGCCCCCUCGUGCUCGCCGUCACCAUCCUAGGAAAAAGGCUCUCCCUAUCCACCCUAUCUAACCCUCUGAUUAUUUUAUAUAUUUUAAUUAAGACACCUCUCAACCUUCUUCUCUCUAAUGAAAACAGCCUCAAGUCCCUCAGCCUUUCCUCGUAAGACCUUCCCUCCAUACCAGGCAACAUCCUAGUACAUCUCCUCUGCACCCUUUCCAAAGCUUCCACAUCCUUAUUAUAAUGCGGUGACCAGAAUACUUUUGCAUUUUAUUGUGCAAGUGUUCAUGAGGACUUAUGAGUCAUGUGGAAUCCCCUAUCCAGUGUGGGAAACCAAAACUAAUUAGUCAGUUGCUCCAGGAAUUAUCUUGUUGACAGGCUGUGAAAUGCACAAAAUAAGAUGUUCUUUGUUUCAACAGUUGGGUGCUGUAUGUAAGCUAGAUGCUUUUGAGGUAAAAACAAAAAGUACUGAAGAAACUGAACAAGCCUCACAGUGGCUGUGGAAGCAGAAACAGAGUCAAAGUUUUGAAUUCGAUAUGGUUCUUUUUAAAAUUGACUAAAAUGUUAAGUUGUUUCUCCCUACCACACCAGCUGAGAUUUUCAAACACUUUGUUUUUAUUUCAGAUUUCCAGCUUCUGUGUUAUUUUGCACUUUGUUGAAUACUUUUGAGAGGGUGUUUUGAAGCAGUUCAUGCUGGAAUUAACGAGGGAGCAAGCUAUACUAGAUUUGGAAUUGUGCAAUGUCAAAAUUGACUAAACAAAGAACUGCUAGUUGGGAAAGUGAAAUCAUAUUCAAUCAAUUUAUUGGUGUUCUUUGAAGGAGAAACACUCAUGCAUUGGUAGUGUUCUGACCUCUAAGCCAGGAGACCUGGGUUCAAGUCCCAUGUGCUCUAGAGGUCUGCAGAUGACAUCUCUGAGCUGGUUGAUUAGAAGGUAUGAAAGGAGAACAUUUGUACACUGUUGGUAUCCCUACCUCUGAUCCAGGCAACCAAGGUUCAAGACCUACAGCUCUGGGGUGCAUACUAACAUUUCUGAACUUUUUUUUGGAAAACUAUCUACAUAUAAAAAGUGAUGUGCCAUGUAGGAAUUCAUGGUGUAAGUGGUAACAUGUUUGCAUGAGUAGGAGAUUGGCUGGUUGGCAGAAAACUGAAUGCAUAAAAUAGUUGUUUUUGAUUAGUAGAAUGUGACAAGUGAAGUUCUUGAAGGUUGUGCUGAGGCUUAAACUUUUUAUUGUUUAUAUGAUGAUUUCGUUGAGGGGAUCAAAGGCAUAAGGAAGAUGUAGACUGAUUGGUGGAAUGAGUGGGCAAACAUCUGGCAGAUGGAGUUUGUUUAGAAAUGAAAGGUGCACAUUCAUAGGAACAGUUAAAAAAAAAAGCAGAGUAUUAUUUAGACAGAAUAAUCGAAGAAUUCUGAAAUGCAGAGUGUUCAGUCAAUGCUACUACUGUGUAAGUUCCAAAAAUGUUAAGUAUGUUAGGUAUUUUACAAGGAGUGAUAGGAUUCUGGAAUGUGCUGCCACGGGUGGUUGGUGGAGGCAGAUACGAUAGGGGCUUUUAGUAAGCACUUGAAUAUGCAAGGAAAAGAGGGAUGUGGACCAAAGGCUGAAGAAAGGGAUUAGUUUAAUUUGGUGUCAUGUUCGGUAUGACAUCCUGUGCUGUACUGUUCUGUGCAGUUACAGCAUAUACUUAAUGACAGUGGAAUUCUAGCCUUUGUUAUAAGCAGAAUUGAACAUAAAAGUAAGGAUUUAUGCUUCAAUUAUACAUGGAAUUAUUGAGACCAUAUCUCCUCUUUGCAGUUUUUAUACGCUUAUUUAAAGACGUAAAUAUAUUGGGGUGGUUCAGAAAAAGUUUAUUGGAUUGAUACCUGGAAUUAGCAGGUUGUCACAUGAUGAUAGGUCAGACAGACUGGGCUGUGACUCGAUUGAAGUGUAUAAGAUCCCGAAUGGCAUUGACCAGCUGGAUAUAGAAAGGAUGUUUUCUUUCCUGGGUGAGUGAGGAACAAGGGAUACUGUUUAAAAAUUAAGGGUUUUAGGACCAAUCAAGAGAACGUUUUUUUCCUGUGACAGUUGUGUGACUUUGGAACUCUCUGCCUUAGAAGACACAGGGUCAUUUGAUAUCUUUGGGGAGGAGGUUUAUAGACACUUACACUAGGGAAUCUAAGGCGAUUGUAGGUAACUGGGAAUGGGGAAUUUGAAGCACAAGUGGAUCAGUUAUGAUUUCUGUUUUUAAACUCAUUCAGGGGGUGUAAACAUUCAAAUCAGGAUGGUGAGUGGCUCAGAGGGGAACUUGCAUUUGGUGGUGCUCCCAUAUAUUUUGGCCUUCCUGAUUGUCAUGGUGUGGAUUUGGAAGGUGUUGCCUAAGGAGCUUUGCUAAAUCUCUGCAAGCUGUGGAUGGUACUCACUGUUGCUAAUGAGCAUCGGUGGUUGAGAGAACUGUGGAUAUUGUGCCAGUCUAAUGGGCUGCUUUGUCUUAGAUGGUGCCGAGCUUCUUGAUUGUUGUGGAUCUGCACUCAUCCAGGCAAAUGGGGACUAUUCCAACACACUCCUGACUUGUACCUUGUACAAGCUUUGGAGAAUCAGGAAUUACUCGCUAGAAUUCCUAGCCCCUGAUCUGUUGUUGUAGCCACAGUCUAGUUCAGUUUCUGGUCAAUAGCAAUGCCCAGCAUAUUGAUAACAUGGGAUUCAGUGAUGGUAAUUUCAUUGAGUGCAGAGGGGUGAUGGUUAGAUUCUCUCCUCUAGGUACGACUCCAACCAUUUAUUGAACGGCAGUGCAGGCUCAAGGGGCUGUAUGUUCUACUUCUGCUCUUGAUUUCUAUGUUCACAUGCUAAUCUGCCUACAGUGAAUACUGUGGGGGUGGCUAUGGAAGAUGUUUUGGUUUAAGAGGGAUGAAGGGUCAUAUAAGGAGGAAUGGGUUUUCAGAGAUUAUGAAGGACCACAUCUAUGUAUGUGGUGUGGACACAGGUAUGAACAAUGGCAGGAUUUCCAGCCACUUCAUCUCCUUCCUGAUACCUCUUCUGGUCUAUCACUGAAGAAGCAAGCCCAGCAGUACCGUGCCAACCUCCAAUGGAACAAAGGUAAAGUGGAUACAACCUCUUUAAAAGAAGACAGAUCCUAGCCAGGAAGUUGAUCAAUUCAACUUCCUUGCUAUCUCCACAAAUAUAAAUGUUGGGCUGGGUUUUUAAGAGCUUGGAACACAAUUGAAGUACUUGCACUCAUCAUGUGAAUCAAAUAUGCUUAGAAAUCUAAUUUGAAUUGUGCUCUUAACUUAGAUGCAGAAUUAUUUAAUUGUCAUAACUUGGUAUUGAUACUUUCAUAAAUACUAAUAUUUGCAAUUAUGAAAAAUUUUAAAAUGUAUUUUAAAAAUAAUUAAAUGAUCACAUUUCCAUGUAACACACCAUGUUGUUUCAAAAGCUUUAGCAAUGCUGUUUAAAUAAAUUACUGAAACAUAACACACCAAGUUUAGACUAGAGAUAUGAUGAAGUGAAUAGCUCUGAUUUUUAUCAAUUCUAAUUAGUGGAGAGUCUGUGUCAAGAAGGGUCAGUAGAAAGCAGGAAGGAGAACAGAAGACAAGGAGGAUGGAUGGUCAAGGGUAGAUGAGGGGAGAAAUGGAGAGGAAAAGUAAAGCAAUGAAAGGGGUCUGUGAAGGGGAGUUUGUGGGAGAACAAAAGCAGAAUGGGGAGGAAGGGGAAUUUUAUUCUUGAUAUUGAUGCAACACAGUUUUUUUUAAAUUGGAAAACAUUUUGAGCACAGGUGCCUUGUGUAUCAGUAGGCUAGCUGACUACUGCAGGAACUAAUGCUCAAAUAUAAGCAACUGGCUAAGAGCCAGGAGGAAAAAAAUAGCAGCUGCAAAGGUUGUAAAGCUGGGCUUACAGUGAACACUACCUGGAAAGGACCGACAGCAAUAUUGUUGUGACAGAGAAGAAGCAAAGUUAAUGUAACGUUCCCCCUUUUGUUUCAUUUUGAAACUCACCAUUACAAGAAGAGUGUAUGCUGAAAGGCUCAGAACCAUGGAAUGCUUCCUGACGACCAGUGGCUGUUGCUGCACGCAGUCAGACAGCAGUGCUUGAUAUUUUCACUGCAUUUCUUUGGUAACUGACAUUAGUGAUGUUAGCAGCAAGCUAUGCUUGAAUCUGCUUCAAUCACCAUUUUAGGCAUUGCAUUUCAGAUUGCAAUUUGCUGUGCUUUUUUAAAAAAAAUCUUAUAUCCCUCCUCGUGUUCUUGCAAUAUUUUCAAAUUUUCUGCAUCUCCAAACCCUUCACAAUUUUGAAGAUUUCUAUUAAAAUUGCCCAUUAACUUUCUCUGGUCCAGGGAGAACAAUCUAAACUCCAUCAAUCUCUCCAGGUGACUGCACUCUUUUCACCCCAGAUGAUAUUCUAACAAAGUUCUGCACACCCCCCCACCAGCCUGACAUCCUUCCGAACGUGAAAAUGCAGAGCAAAGCAUCUCUUGACAAGUGGCUAGGGAUUCAGUCCCCACACUAAUAAUGGUUUGUAAGUGGCAGUCAAACUGGCAGGGAUCUGCUGGCAGUUCCUCAAACCAUCUAUUUAAGGGACAGUAUUAGAGAAUGGAAAGUGAAGGGUGUGCACAGGGAAUUCCUGUGCAGUAACUAUUUUGUAAUUCAGUUGAAGAGCUGAAAACUCUGGAUACAAUGAGUAGUUGUUUUGUGGCUUAAAACAGAAUGGAAAUAAAAUGCUCUGAAAUGUUAAAAUCAAGACUUAAAUAAAGAAAGAAGCAGCUGAUUAGUAGCAUGUUGAUAUAGGGACACCUGGUGGACAGGAAGGCAUUACUAACAUUUCUCAAGAUUUUAACACUGACAAUCCUAUUAUUGCAGCAAUUUUACAUAGAACGUACACAGAAACCGGCCAUUUGGUCCAUGGACCAACAAAAUACAUUGAAAACCCAUGUCAACUGGUUUCAUUGAUAAUGGGAACCGCAGAUGCUGGAGAAUCCAAGAUAAUAAAAUGUGAGGCU
Molecule: messenger RNA, 7311 nt
Organism: Stegostoma tigrinum
Lineage: Eukaryota; Metazoa; Chordata; Chondrichthyes; Orectolobiformes; Stegostomatidae
Product: ankyrin repeat domain-containing protein 42-like
Exons: 12
Coding region: 72-1682 (536 amino acids)
Molecular function (GO): protein binding
Source: RefSeq, a predicted model, not a curated record